This is a messenger RNA of Sporothrix brasiliensis 5110, 1863 nucleotides long. Its product is annotated as succinate dehydrogenase (ubiquinone) flavoprotein subunit. The transcript has 4 exons. Gene Ontology annotation, molecular function: succinate dehydrogenase (quinone) activity; electron transfer activity; flavin adenine dinucleotide binding. Lineage: Eukaryota; Fungi; Ascomycota; Sordariomycetes; Ophiostomatales; Ophiostomataceae. Gene Ontology annotation, biological process: tricarboxylic acid cycle; mitochondrial electron transport, succinate to ubiquinone. The coding region runs from base 1 to 1863 and encodes 620 amino acids. The record is from RefSeq and is a predicted model, not a curated record.
AUGCCCUUCUCUAUAGCUCGCGUCUUCGCAAACGGCCCGCUUCGCGCCAAGGAGGCUUCCUCGUUCGUGAGCAGCAAGUACCCAGUCAUUGACCACGAGUACGAUGCCCUUGUUGUCGGUGCCGGUGGCUCCGGUCUGCGUGCCGCUUUCGGUCUGGCCGAGGCGGGCUUCAACACUGCCUGCAUAUCGAAGCUGUUUCCCACGCGCUCCCACACUGUUGCCGCUCAGGGUGGCAUCAACGCCGCGCUCGGCAACAUGCACAAGGACGACUGGCGCUGGCACAUGUACGACACCGUCAAGGGCUCCGACUGGCUCGGUGACCAGGACGCUAUCCACUACAUGACGCGCGAGGCCCCGGCUUCCAUUAUCGAGCUUGAGAACUACGGCUGCCCCUUCUCGCGUACCGACGAGGGCAAGAUCUACCAGCGUGCUUUCGGUGGCCAGUCCCGCGAGUACGGCAAGGGUGGCCAGGCCUACCGUUGCUGCGCCGCUGCCGAUCGUACCGGCCAUGCCCUGCUGCACACUCUGUACGGCCAGUCUCUGCGCCACAACACCAACUACUUCAUCGAGUACUUCGUCAUCGACCUGAUCAUGGAGGACGGUGAGUGCCGCGGUGUCCUCGCCUACAACCAGGAGGACGGCACCCUGCACCGCUUCCUUGCCAACCACACCGUCCUCGCCACUGGUGGUUACGGUCGCGCCUACUUCUCAUGCACGUCUGCCCACACCUGCACGGGUGACGGCAUGGCCAUGGUGGCCCGUGCCGGCCUGCCCAACCAGGAUCUCGAAUUCGUCCAGUUCCACCCCACCGGUAUCUACGGUGCUGGCUGCCUGAUCACCGAGGGUGCUCGUGGUGAGGGUGGUUACCUGCUGAACAGCGAGGGCGAGCGCUUUAUGGAGCGUUAUGCUCCCACUGCCAAGGAUCUGGCCUCGCGCGACGUCGUCUCCCGUUCCAUGACCCUCGAGAUCCGCGAGGGCCGUGGUGUUGGCCCUGACAAGGACCACAUCUACCUGCAGCUGAGCCAUCUGCCCGCCGAGGUCCUUGCCGAGCGUCUGCCUGGUAUCUCGGAGACGGCGAGCAUUUUCUCAGGUGUGGACGUCCGCAAGCAGCCCAUCCCUGUCCUGCCCACCGUCCACUACAACAUGGGUGGUAUCCCCACCAAGUACACUGGUGAGGUCUUGACCGUCGACAACAACGGCAACGACAAGGUUGUGCCCGGCCUGUACGCCUGCGGUGAGGCCGCUUGCGUGUCUGUCCACGGUGCCAACCGUCUGGGUGCCAACUCCCUGCUGGAUCUCGUCGUCUUCGGCCGUGCCGUCUCCCACCAGAUCCGCGACACGUCGAGCCCCGGUGCCAAGCUCAAGCCCCUGCGCGCCGAUGCCGCCGCCGACUCCAUCGAGUACCUCGACAAGAUCCGUAACGCGGACGGCCCGCGCACGACGGCCGAGAUUCGCCUGGCAAUGCAGAAGACCAUGCAGACGGAUGUCAGCGUGUUCCGUACCCAGGAGUCCCUGGAUGAAGGUGUCCGCAACAUCAACAAGGUCGACAACACCUUCAGCGAGGUCGGCAUCAAGGACCGCAGCAUGAUCUGGAACUCGGACCUGGUCGAGACCCUUGAGCUCCGGAAUCUGCUCACUUGCGCCACCCAAACCGCCACCGCUGCCGCCAACCGCAAGGAGUCGCGUGGUGCCCACGCCCGCGAGGACUAUCCCGAACGCGAUGAUGCCAACUGGAUGAAGCACACCCUGACCUUCCAGCGCGAGCCCCACGGCCCCGUCGACCUCAAGUACCGCAAGGUCAUCAGCACCACCCUGGAUGAGAACGAGUGCAAGCCCGUGCCGCCGUUCAAGCGUGUGUAUUAA